CAGCCUGUUCUUGUCCUUGUGGAGAGAGAAAGAAAAAGAAAGUAGCGACCUUUGUUUUUUUUUUUUUUUCUCUUUCCCUCCUACGAUCGCCAUCGCUGCUGCUCGUCAUGCUUUCAAAGGUCUCCUCUUUCAUGGUCUCUCUCCCCUGUUCUAGGGUAAGAGGACAAGCUUCUAUGUUGCCGAACAUUAGGAAAAGUUGGUUUGGGAAACAUCUACUGUAUGGCUUGGGCAAUAUUGCUCUAAGACCUAUCAAAUUAUUGCGAGGAGGAAGCCAGUUAUUGGGAGUUUCACAUUUUUGUAGCAUCUCUGGUCUGGAUUCUUCUUUGCAUAUCGAAUUGGUUCCUUGCUUGCAUGAUAAUUAUGCAUAUCUUUUGCAUGAUAUUGACACUGGUACAGUUGGAGUUGUUGAUCCUUCAGAUGCUUUGCCCGUCAUAGAUGCACUAACACGAAGAAAUCAGAACUUAACAUAUAUCCUCAAUACUCAUCAUCAUUAUGAUCACAUUGGCGGUAAUAUGGAGUUAAAAGAAAGGUAUGGUGCAAAGGUGAUUGGUUGUGGCAAGGAUAAGGAUAACAUUCCUGGCAUUGAUAUAGCCCUUCAUGAUGGAGAUACAUGGAUGUUUGCAGGCCAUCAGGUGCUUGUAAUGGAAACUCCUGGUCACACACAAGGUCAUAUUAGCUUUUACUUUCCCGGAUGUGGAGCAAUAUUUACGGGCGAUACACUGUUUAGCCUAUCGUGUGGCAAAGUUUUUGAGGGAAACUCAGAUCAGAUGCUUGCUUCACUUCAAAAAAUCAUGGCCUUGCCAGAUGACACGGCUAUAUACUGUGGACAUGAGUACACUCUGAGUAAUUCGAAGUUUGCUUUGUCCAUAGAACCCAGAAAUAAAGAACUAGUUGAGUACGCUUCUCAGAUCGCUCAGCUUCGCUAUAAGAACCUUCCAACGAUUCCAACAACGCUGAAGAUGGAGAAGCACUGCAACCCAUUUUUGAGAACAAACAGUGCAGAAAUUAGACAUAGCUUGGGCAUUCCAGCUGCUGCAAGUGAAGCUGAGGCAUUGGGCAUCAUCCGCCUGGCAAAGGACAAUUUCUAGGCUGGUGAGCAUCUUUGUAUUUAAAAGGUAACCCUGUAUAGAUUCAAGAGAAUCAAAUUUGUUAGUCUAUAUUGCUCUGCAGAAAUUUGUUAUGCUGGUGGGCUAACUCUGAUAUUGAACAGAAAAAUCAAAGGCCUAACCAAACCAGAAAGUUGUUUGUUGUACAUGUAGUAAUUGAACUAGAGUAACAAGUUGUAAAUUCUCCUCAAUGAUUGCUGUUUCAGCCUGGUUUUUUCGUGUUUGACCUGAUAA
Messenger RNA from Dendrobium catenatum, 1340 nucleotides. RefSeq names its product probable hydroxyacylglutathione hydrolase 2, chloroplastic. NCBI's taxonomy places the organism in Eukaryota, Viridiplantae, Streptophyta, Magnoliopsida, Asparagales, Orchidaceae. The coding region runs from base 108 to 1088 and encodes 326 amino acids. The transcript has 8 exons. The record is from RefSeq and is a predicted model, not a curated record. Gene Ontology annotation, molecular function: hydroxyacylglutathione hydrolase activity.